This is a messenger RNA of Cucurbitaria berberidis CBS 394.84, 456 nucleotides long. Its product is annotated as actin depolymerizing protein. The transcript is spliced from 4 exons. The record is from RefSeq and is a predicted model, not a curated record. Gene Ontology annotation, molecular function: actin filament binding. Gene Ontology annotation, biological process: regulation of actin filament polymerization. Gene Ontology annotation, cellular component: plasma membrane; site of polarized growth; cortical actin cytoskeleton. Bases 1 to 456 code for a protein of 151 amino acids. NCBI's taxonomy places the organism in Eukaryota, Fungi, Ascomycota, Dothideomycetes, Pleosporales, Cucurbitariaceae.
AUGCCAGCCCCCUCCGAUCUCCUCUCAGACGCGGAUAUCAGCCAAGCGUACGAAGAUGUGCGCUCUGAUAAGUCUGAGACUACGUGGCUUAUCUUGAAGUAUGCAUCAGCUACAUCAGACAGCUUAACGUUAGCCGCGUCGGGAACAGGGGACAUUGCUGAGAUGACGCAGUCCCUCGGCGAGGAAGCGGCGUACGCCUAUGUGCGGAUGAAACUGGGUAAUGACGAGUACUCGGAACGGGUCAAGUUUGUUUUUGUCAUUUGGCAGGGGCCCAAUACAAAGGUUAUGCGCAAGGCGAAGAUGAGCUUCCAGAGCGGGCAGGUCAAGCAGGUCAUUCGCACGUAUGCGGUUGAGAUCCAGACGAGCGAUACCAAGGAGUUGGAGGCUGAGGCUGUUACGCUCAAGUUGAGGAAAGCUAUGGGUGCUAAUUAUGAUCGGCAAGGUUCGAGCUAUUAG